AUGUCGAAGCAAGAAAAAUUAAAGUCCAGCGGGAAAUUUCUGGAUUCCCUCUUUGUGAGGCCUAAAAAAGGUAAUAGAUCAAGUGUUGUUAGUAGGCCUACAUCAGAUUCAGAAUAUAAUGACAAUGAAUUACAAGAAGCCAUUUUAAAUACGAUGGAUGAGAAUAAAAUUAAUGAAAAAUUUGAAGAAAUGCUGCAAGAUAUGAAUUUGUCAGAAGAAAGAAAACAACCCUUGAGAGAAAUGGCACUGAUGAAUAAAAGAAAACUUUUAAUUUCUCAUUGGAAAAACUCAGUUCAGCAAGAUAACAAAAGUAAAUUUGAUAAACCAUCCGAUUACAUUGCCUUUCUUUCAACACCCGAAUUGAGUUUAAAUAAACGUUAUUCAUGUGUUGAAUCUCUUCGAAUAGCUCUUACAAAUAAUCCUUUGACUUGGGUUCAAGAGUUUGUAACAGAAGGACUUCAACUAUUAUUAGGAGUUUUAAACGAAUGUUAUUUAAAUGAUCCAAGACAUGAAAAAGUACAAUAUGAGUGCCUUCGAUGCCUACGUGCUAUCAUGAACAAUACAAUAGGAAUAAAAAAAGUUUUCGGGCAAAAAGGAGCCAUGACGGUAUUAGCAAGAUCUCUCGAUAUUACCAAGCCGAAAGUUAUGUUCGAAGUGGUUCAGGUGUUGGCUGCUACCUGUUUUAUACCACCCGUGGGUCACGAUAAAGUAGUAGAAGCCAUCACGAUGUCGGGUGAAAUAAAAGGAAAAGAAAGAUUUCAACCCAUCGUACAGGGAUUGUUGGCAAAAAAUAAUGAAAAUUUACGAGUUGCUUGCCUAACUUUAAUAAAUGCAAUUGUUACCCAAACUGAUGAUUUAGAAUAUAGGUUACAUUUACGAAAUGAGAUUAUGCGUGCCGGUCUUUAUGACGUGUUAGAGGAUUUAGAAAAAGAUGCGCCUGAAGAUCUUAUUGUACAAAUAAAUGUUUUUAACGAGCACAAAGAAACGGAUUUUGCUGAAUGGGUUGAGAAAUUCGAUUCAACAGUUAGGUUAGAAUUUGAUGACGUCAACGAAUGUUUUGAUAUGUUAAAAAAUUUGGUUAUGGAAAGUCCGGCCGAACCUUAUUUUCUUAGCAUACUCCAACAUUUACUAUUCAUAAGGGAUGAUCAUUUAAUUAGGCCUGCUUAUUACAAAUUGAUUGAAGAAUGCGUAUCUCAGAUUGUUUUGCAUAAAGGAGGUUGUGAUCCAGAUUUUAGAGCAAAUAGAAGAUUUCAAAUAGAUGUUGCACCUUUAAUCGAUCAUCUAGUCGAGAAAGAGUCAAAAGCUGAGGAUGAAAAGAAAUUGGCGGAUUUGAAAAAUAAGUUAGAAGAAGCAAUUCUCCAAAGGCAAGAAUCAGAAGCGAGAUAUUUACAGUUGGAAAAAAGAUUGCAAGAAAUAGAACAAGACGGAAGUUCGAUGAAUCUUAGUGAAACUGCUAAAUUAAUUCAAUCAAAAUUACCCCCUGGAAAAAUUGGUGGUCCUCCUCCACCUCCCCCGCCACCAAUGCCGGGAGGAGGGCCUCCCCCUCCUCCGAUGCCAGGGAUUUCAGGCGGACCCCCUCCGCCUCCUAUGCCUGGAGCUGGACCUCCUCCUCCUCCUUUGCCGGGUAUGAUACCACCACCUCCAGGAGGUCUCCUAGGACCUUCACCUAUGAAACCUCCUGACGUUCUUCCUUAUGGUCUCAAACCUAAAAAAAAGUGGGAUACGAUUCGUCCGAUAAAAAGAGCAAAUUGGAAAGCGAUCAUUCCGCAAAAACUUUCAGAGAAAAGUUUUUGGGUAAAAGUCCAAGAAGAAAAAUUAGCAUCUCCGGAUAUUUUAGAAGGUUUAUCCGAAAAAUUUUCAACGAAACCAGUACUUAAAAAAGUGGAGGAUGACACGGAGGGAAUGGGAACGUUGAAAAGGAAAAAUGAAUUGAAAGUUUUAGAUAGUAAAUCGAGUCAUAACAUUUCUAUAUUACUGGGUGGAUCGUUGAAACAUUUAUCGUAUAAAGACGUUAGAAAAUGUAUUUUGCGUUGCGAUGAGACUGCACUAACGGAAAACAUAUUAAAGCAGCUAAUAGAUUAUCUUCCACCUCCUGAUCAACUUGGAAAAUUAAAAGACUUUAUAUCACAAUAUGAUAGUUUAACGGAAGCCGAACAAUUUGCCGUCACUAUUUCAGAUAUAAAAAGGUUACAUCCACGAUUAAAAUCUUUAAGUUUUCGCCAAAGGUUUCCCGAAAUAGUACAAGAAAUAAAACCCGACAUUGUCGCGGGUACUGCAGCUUGCGAAGAAGUCAAAAGAUCAAAUAAAUUCGCUCGAAUAUUAGAAUUAAUACUUUUAUUAGGGAAUUACAUGAAUAGCGGAUCCAGGAACGGACAAGCUUUCGGAUUCGAAAUAAGUUUUCUCCCAAAAUUAACAUCGACGAAAGACGUGGAAAAUAAAACGACUCUCCUUCAUUUUCUCGUUGAAACGAUAGAAAAAAAAUUUCCGGAACUUCUCAAUUUUCACGAACAAUUGGAACACGUCGAUAGAGCUUCGAGGGUAUCCAUGGAUAACAUUCAAAAAACUCUCAGGCAAAUGGAUUCGAGUUUAAAAAAUUUAGAAACGGAUUUGCAAAAUUCAAAAGUUCCACAAUGCGAUGAUGAUUUGUUUUAUACUUCGAUGAGCAGUUUUGCCAAAGAAGCGAGACAACAAUGCGAAAUAUUACAAAACAUGUUUAAAAACAUGGAGUCCCUCUAUUCGGAUUUGGCGGAAUUUUACGCUUUCGAUAAGACAAAAUACACACUGGAAGAAUUUUUCGGAGAUAUUAAAGAAUUCAAAGAUCUUUUUCUACAAGCUCACAAGGACAACGUGAAACAGAGGGAAACGGAAGAGAAAUUAAGGAGAGCAAGAGAAUCGAGAGAAAAACAGGAGCAAGAGAAGCAAGCGAGAGCGGCGAGGAAAAAGGCUCUCAUCGACAUAAACACUCAAACGCAAGAGGGAGUCAUGGAUUCUCUUUUGGAAGCUUUACAAAGCGGAAGCGCAUUUACGAGAGAUCAAAGGAGAGCAAGAGCGAAUCCACGGGUAGCGGGCGCUGAAAGGCGAGCUCAAUUAAACAGGAGCAGAUCUCGGACUGGUUUAGUUGUAAACGCGAUGCUAGCCAGAGAAAUAGCCAAGUGA
Pediculus humanus corporis (human body louse) is the source of this 3156-nucleotide messenger RNA. RefSeq names its product diaphanous, putative. Gene Ontology annotation, molecular function: microtubule binding; actin binding; small GTPase binding. The transcript is spliced from 18 exons. Gene Ontology annotation, cellular component: actin filament; cytoplasm. Lineage: Eukaryota; Metazoa; Arthropoda; Insecta; Psocodea; Pediculidae. The coding region runs from base 1 to 3156 and encodes 1051 amino acids. Gene Ontology annotation, biological process: actin filament polymerization; actin cytoskeleton organization. The record is from RefSeq and is a predicted model, not a curated record.